UAAUUAAUAAUUUUUACGAAUUCAAUUUCAAAUUCGAAAAUUCUUUUUGAACGAAUGACGUCAUUUUUUUUUAUUUUAUAUUGAAUAAAACUUUAUAAAAAGAAAUUUAUAAAUAAUUAGAGAUAAUAAAUAAUUCAGUCAUUUUCUAAUGAGUCAUUUAAUUAUUUUUACAAAAUAAUUAAAGAUUAAGUUCUGAUAACGAUAACUUGUCAUUCCGAGUUAUCACGUGGUACUGUGAGCACUUAUAUAAUUUAUCCAGUGUCUCAUAUAUUUUUGAGUUUACUUGUAAUCAGUCACGUGAAAGUAAUUAUUUAAAAAAUUAAAUAAACAAUAAAAAAAGUCUUAUUACUCUUUUUGUUGUAAUCAUUUUUGAAUUUUUUUUCCGCGAAAUUUGAAUAAUUUGAAAUAAACAUGGGUUCGAAAAGUGUAUUGUUUAAUACUGGGAAUAUUCUUUCGUUAAAUGAAUUGAAAUUAAUAGCGGGCAAGACAUCAGAGGAAGAGCUUGUCGAGGCUCUUAAAAUAAUUCUCAAGGAUCCUCAAAAUACAAGUGGAAAUGAUGUAAUUAAUGCAGGUGGUGGUGAUAGAAAGGAAUUAAAAAUAACAGUUAAAAUAUUUAUGCAAUCUGAUGAUCCUGAAUUACUUAGAGAUGCUUUAAAUCAACUACUCAAAGUAUUACAUACUGACAAUAUUGAGACUUUGAUUCUUGCCUACGGUGAAGCUAAAAACAUUGAAAAAGAAUUGGAGUCACUACAAAAACUAUGGCCAGUGUUAGAAGAAUUUAUUAAUGCAGGAAAACUUAUGUCUGUUGGUGUCAGUAAUGUUGAUACUGGGAUUUUUAUAAAACUAUACGAGUGGGCAAAUGUAAAGCCGACAAUUGUACAAAUAAACCUAGCAAUGUGUUGUGUCGUCCCACCAAUUCUUCAAGCAUUUACGCAACAACAUUACAUUCAAUUAUUGACACACAAUGAUCCUUAUCAAAUACUAAACAAAGAAUUGUUCGCUGAAUUGUUUGGUGAUGAGGCGACAUUGAAUUGGGUCGCUAAAUAUCAAGUGCACAUCAAGUGCCGCGGAGUUCUGUCAUCAAAAGGAUAUUUUGUUAAUGUUAAUAAAUGAUUAAUUAUA
Messenger RNA from Microplitis demolitor, 1122 nucleotides. RefSeq names its product glutamate--cysteine ligase regulatory subunit (gene Gclm). Lineage: Eukaryota; Metazoa; Arthropoda; Insecta; Hymenoptera; Braconidae. The record is from RefSeq and is a predicted model, not a curated record. Bases 412 to 1113 code for a protein of 233 amino acids. The transcript is spliced from 6 exons. Gene Ontology annotation, biological process: glutathione biosynthetic process. Gene Ontology annotation, cellular component: glutamate-cysteine ligase complex. Gene Ontology annotation, molecular function: glutamate-cysteine ligase catalytic subunit binding; enzyme regulator activity.